GUAAUGGUCCAGUUACUAACUAGCUAAUAUUUCAAAGCCCAUAAGAUAUUCUCACCCUCAUCGCUAUUUAUUCUCACCGCUACAAAAACCCUAUCACUUCACCAUCACCCUUUUCCGCCGUCCGCCGCUGCAAUGGCCACAGCCGCCGUACGCCCCCUAGUUUCCGUUCAGGCCCUUGAAAAUGACAUGGCCACGGAUGGACUAUCGGCCGCUUCACUACCUCUUCCCAGCGUGAUGAAGGCUCCUAUUCGUCCCGACGUUGUCACCUACGUGCACGCCAACAUUUCGAAAAAUGCCCGUCAGCCCUAUGCGGUGUCGAGGAAGGCCGGUCACCAAACAUCCGCCGAGUCCUGGGGUACCGGACGUGCUGUGUCACGUAUCCCCCGUGUUCCAGGCGGUGGUACUCAUCGUGCCGGACAGGGUGCGUUCGGUAACAUGUGUCGUGGUGGAAGGAUGUUCGCCCCCACUAAGAUCUGGCGCCGCUGGCAUCGUAAGAUUCCGGUGAAUCAGAAGCGCUACGCCGUGGCUUCUGCCAUCGCCGCCUCUGCUAUUCCAUCUUUGGUCCUUGCCCGGGGUCAUCGCAUUGAAACGGUGCCAGAGAUCCCUCUCGUGGUCUCUGAUUCUGCUGAGGGAAUCGAGAAGACAGCCAAUGCCAUCAAAGCGCUCAAGCAAAUCGGAGCCUAUCCUGAUGCAGAGAAGGCUAAGGAUAGUCAGGGAAUUCGCGCGGGUAAAGGUAAGAUGCGUAAUCGUCGCUACAUUUCACGAAAGGGACCUUUGAUUGUGUAUGCAAGUGAAGGUGCUAAGCUGGUGAAGGCUUUCCGGAACAUCCCUGGAAUUGAUAUAUGUCACGUUGACCGCUUGAACCUCCUAAAACUCGCUCCUGGUGGCCAUCUUGGACGCUUUGUCAUCUGGACUAAGUCUGCUUUUGAGAAACUGGACGAGAUAUAUGGAACAUUUGAUAAGCCUUCCGAGAAGAAGAGGGGUUAUGUCUUGCCCAGGCCAAAGAUGGUUAAUGCUGAUCUUGCCAGGAUCAUCAAUUCUGAUGAGGUGCAGUCUGUCGUCAGACCAAUCAAGAAGGAAGUAAAGAGAGCUACUCUCAAAAAGAAUCCAUUGAAGAAUCUGAAUGUGCUUCUCAGGCUUAACCCGUAUGCUAAGACUGCCAGAAGAAUGGCCCUUUUGGCUGAAUCUCAGCGUGUUAAGGAAAAAUCUGAGAAGCUUGCCAAGAAGAGAACACCUAUCACAAAGGAGGAGGCAUCUAAGAUAAGGGCUGCUGGGAAGGCAUGGUACAAGACGAUGAUCUCUGAUAGUGACUACACAGAGUUCGACAACUUCUCAAAGUGGUUGGGUGUUGCUCAGUAAUUUCAACCGUUUUUAAGAACUUAAAGUUUCUAUUGCUGCUUAGUGUUUCUUUUUUUCUUGCAAUUUUGUGAUCGAGAGACAUUGUGUGGAGUGGGAAGGACUUGCUUGGCAUUCUUUCCCCAAAUUCCACUUAAGUUAUCAAAACAAAACAGGUCUGGUGUUUGGAAUUUGAUAUCUUAUUGUGCUGGCAACAGAUGCUAUAUGUGACAAUUCGUUUUUUGUUUCUUCAAGUUUUCUUAGUAUUGAGACCCUUUAAAUAUGUCCUGUGCUUUAUCCAUAUUAUGGUUUCAAGGUAUGUCGUGGAAGUUUGGUAGUAUUUUCUUUUUGUACUUGUUAUGAUUUAAUGGUAUAAUCCAUUUUUACUGUCUACUAUGUGUAUGCAUGUGCUUUUGUCUAAGAAUGCAAGUGCAACUUUUAAAAUUU
Molecule: messenger RNA, 1782 nt
Organism: Cuscuta europaea
Lineage: Eukaryota; Viridiplantae; Streptophyta; Magnoliopsida; Solanales; Convolvulaceae
Source: the annotation of a GenBank genome assembly